This is a messenger RNA of Magallana angulata, 1486 nucleotides long. RefSeq names its product integumentary mucin C.1-like. The coding region runs from base 39 to 1424 and encodes 461 amino acids. The record is from RefSeq and is a predicted model, not a curated record. NCBI's taxonomy places the organism in Eukaryota, Metazoa, Mollusca, Bivalvia, Ostreida, Ostreidae. The transcript has 12 exons.
UGACUGUAUCGUCCAGAUCCACUCGCUAACGACCAGAAAUGGGUUCAAGGCGAUCCUUAUCAAAUCGUGGUUUCAUUUGGACAAGUAUGGGAGUAACACAAGUUUUGAUAUGCUUUUUUAUAGUGACCACCUUGGUUUCCCUACCCGUGACUAGUUACACACACGAUCUUUACCGUCGGAGGCCUCAUCAUGGAUGCGAUUGUUCUCAUUCCUGUCCCGCGCGAUUUACCUGUCCCGGCGAGGGGUGUAAUUGUGUGCCGAACUCGUACUGUGAUGACGUCAAUUUGUUCUGUGAUCAAAUGCAUUGUGACGUAGGUCAAGUCGGAACCUGUAUAUCAAACAAGUGCACAUGCGUACAGAAAGAUUACUGCAACAACUGUUACGCCGCAUGCAGAGGCCACCCAUUUACCUGUGGGGCUCAUAACCACUGUCACUGUCACAAUCCGGACACAUGUGACUCCCAUAGUGGACCCGUGUGUUUGUCCAGUGAAUGCGGCGGAACUAGGAAGUGCGUGGAAUCCAAAUGUCACUGCGAGUAUCACUGUUCUGGUGUUGACGACUGUCGAAACUUUCCGUGCAAGUUCGGUACUCCAGAAUGUGCUGAUAAAAUGUGUUCGUGCAACGACCCUUGUCACAAAUGCGCAUCGGAAUGUCACGACAAAUAUACAUGCGUCGAGGGCCAUCACCAUCACGUGACUUGCACGUGUCACAGCAAUACUUACUGUGACCACAAUGUUCACUGUACAGAAAAAUGUCCUUAUGGUGGACAAAAUCUUUGUCUAGGAAACACAUGCACCUGCCAUUGUCAACACGAUUCUGAAUGUAAUGGGUGUCCCGACAUAGGUGUUUGUCAUCAAAACCAAUGCCGGUGCACAGUUUCAACUACGACCACCACAACAACGACAACUACAACUACCACACCCCGUCCAACCACCACCGCCACCACCGCCCCCGCUACCACCACCACCACAACAGCAGCAACAACAACAACAGCCCCACAAACUUCAACACCAAGCGGCGUAGCUUGUACAACGACCAGCGAUUGCAAGAACUCAAAUUACACUGUAAGCUGGAAUCCGUUCGAGUUUGUUAUAUGCGAGAACCCAAUAUGGCGUACUUGCACGGCUGGAUAUUGUGUGUGCGACAAAACUUUGACAACCGCAGAAGUAGACACAGGCAACUCUUUGACUUCUCCAUCAGUUAGCUCGCAAGGUGUGAACUGCCCUACCUGUGAUUCGACUGGGGCCUGUACAUGGAGCAGGUGUCCCGAAUCGGAAGUCUGUAUGUUACGUUCUCCCAAUGGAAAACUGACGACCCACUGUAGUAUUAAAGCUGACUGUGUCCUAAUCCAAGGACUUCUUACUAGUGAGAAUAUCCAAUGUUGCGAAGACGCGGGUUGUGUCAAUGGCUAUUUUGGAGGUUAAACGUAUACAAUCACCUUAUUUGUUUUGUCACCAGAAAAGGAAUAAAAAAAAUCUAAAUUGUA